AUGAGGCUCCUUUCCUGUCUCUUGCUCUUGAUAAUCGCAGGAUCUGCUGCAGAGCAAACAUGCUGCGGUCAGAACACAGCCAUCGUGCUAUCUUUGGAAGUAGCCCUGACGAGUGAGACCAACGUGCGGAGAGAUCAGAUGGUUGAGAUUACCAAGAGCGCCAUCGCCGGGGCACCUGUCCCCCUGCAAGUUGACGGACUGCAAGACUUCAACGACACUUGUGGGCAGAGCGGGCAGCAGACCAUCGGGCUGACAGUCCCCUGCAUCCAGAUCUUCUUUGCAAUCAAAGUGACGUCGGUAGAGGACGGCCUCUUGCUGAUAGACUACAUCCAAAACUCCGUGGGGAACCUGCAGGACAAUCAUGGCGUCUUCACUCUUGUUCCUAACAACAUGCAGAGGUUCUGUGAGGGCUACUCCCAGCCUUCGGGUUGUGUUGUGUCUGAGCAGGUCAAGUCUAGCAAGCUGCUAGAGAUCGCAGGCCACUUGAACGCCAGCAACCUCUUCCUUGUCAACGGCCAGCCGGUCGAGAGCGAAGGUGUCAGUGCGAGGAUCUUCGAUCUUGAGAUGGUCAACUCGCUCAACUCCUCCAUCUCGUCCUGCAUCGCCAAGGUUGCGAACCCGACCAACGUCCUCAACUGCACAGAGUCUUUCUCCUCGGACUCGCUGAGAGUGUUCCGUCUCGAGGGAUCCAAGGUCCUGGCCCGAUACUACCUGUGGGGGGUCAGCGAAGCUGCUUCCUGCUCCCUGCAGCUCUCGACGAACAAAGUCUGUUUUUUUCAGCCGUACGAGAUGUUCGUGCAAAGAGCGAAUCUGAGCACGUUCCUCGACAAUUUCGGGGGGAUCCUGACCGACAGCCUGUUCACCUUGGCCUCGCUGCCCAAGGACCUUCAGCUCCAAGUGACGGACAUCGAGCACUGGCCAGGGUACAGCAACAACAUGCUCGAUCCUGUGCUCUGGAAGGAGCCAGGCAUCUCCGUGAAGCUUCUCAUCCCCCUCAACUCUCAGGGUGACAACGCCACUGCUCUCAGCGCUCUGUCGGAGAACGUGGGGCACAUGGCUGUUGCCGUUGCGGACAUGGUGGUCAAUUUCUACGACCAGAGCUACGUUCAAGACUGUCUUUUAAUCAAAGGGAAUCAGAAAUGGGGUCAGCUGGGAGGAAUCAGGGUGGCAAGUAACCUGUCAGAGCUCGAGCUGCUCGAUGAUGACCUGCUCCGCCGUUUCCUCUCUGAGCUCCUGCAGAAGCUGUCAGCAAGAGGAGGAGGCGUCAAGAGGUGUGGAGACCUGUCCCGACUUCUGCUCCUGGACCUCCUGCAUCAGUGUCGUCAGUUUGCUGGAGUCAAGGACCAGCAACGGCUGUACCUCUCAUUCCUUGGAGGGGGCGAGUCUUUCUUUCCGCUGCCAUUUCGCUCUGGCGAUCUUCGCCUACACAAGGCAACCGUCAUACUCUGGCAGCAGCGGCUCAUUCGAGGGACCUCAGAGGAGACUGCCGUCUCGGGGGGCUACGGAAGCGACGGAGAUGGAAACCGUCGCCUUCUCGGCGAUCUUGAGUCCCUCCUGGGAGAUCUUGACCUCCUUCUCAGCGGCGAACGUGACCGACGAGGCGACCUAGAGCUGCGUCGAGGAGGAGACCUCGAUCCUCGCUUAGGAGGAGACCUCGAUCCUCGUCUAGGAGGAGACCUCGAUCCUCGCUUAGGAGGUGAUCUCGAUCCUCGUCUAGGAGGAGACCUCGAUCCUCGCUUAGGAGGAGACCUCGAUCCUCGCUUAGGAGGAGACCUCGAUCUACGCUUAGGAGGUGACCUCGAUCCUCGCUUAGGAGGUGACCUCGAUCCUCGCUUAGGAGGAGACCUCGAUCCUCGCUUAGGAGGAGACCUGGAUCCUCGCUUAGGAGGAGACCUCGAUCCUCGCUUAGGAGGAGACCUCGAUCCUCGCUUAGGAGGAGACCUCGAUCCUCGCUUAGGAGGAGACCUCGAUCCUCGCUUAGGAGGCGACCUGGAUCCUCGCUUAGGAGGCGACCUAGACGCUCGCCUAGGAGGUGACGCUCGCCUAGGAGGUGACCUAGACCCUCGCCUAGGAGGAGACCUAGAUCUGCGUCUGAGUGGGGACCUGGAUCUCCUCUUGGGAGGAGAUCUCGACGCUCGCUUAGGAGGAGACCUAGAUCUCCUUCGAGGGGGUGGAGGAGAAUUCCUCCGGCGAGGAGAACGAGAGUCCCUUCUCUGA
Guillardia theta CCMP2712 is the source of this 2217-nucleotide messenger RNA. RefSeq lists its product as hypothetical. The record is from RefSeq and is a predicted model, not a curated record. The transcript has 7 exons. Lineage: Eukaryota; Cryptophyceae; Pyrenomonadales; Geminigeraceae. The coding region runs from base 1 to 2217 and encodes 738 amino acids.